GUCACACGCAUGACAAACACUUAAACACUUUCCUCCCCUGCAGCAUUGACACUGAGGAGAAGGGUUCCUAUGAACCCAUGCCGUGUUCAUACACGGAUUAAAUGGCUGCAAAAGGGGCUGUAACAUGAGCAUCUGUGCACACUAGCCGGAUUUGAAGAUGACGGGCCAGGUGGCGGAGAGAGAUCGAUCACCUCACAAUCUCUCUGUGAAGACCACCUUAAACGAGGAGAUUGAGAGAGCCGAAAGUAUUCUUAGCAGGGUGGCGUCAGCUUGUGAUGACACAUCCUCAGAGCUGCAAAGAGUCUCUGCUCUUGACCCCCAUGGAGGGAAUUCCAGAAAUUCUUUUCAAAGGAGGGGAGCUGUCUCAAGACUGGUGGGCCUGGUGGUGAGACUGAGGGAAUGGGCGCACAGGAGCCUGUUAGAUGAGGAGGAGCGACCAGACUCCUUCUUGGAACGCUUUCGUGGCCCUGAGCUGAGAACGGCGCCCAGCCGUAUCAGCAAUGCACAGCCAGAUGUCAAUGGCAACACUGCUAAAGGGAUCUCUAGGAAAAAAUGGAAUUUGUUUGUGGUUUCUCCAUCUGAUGAUGCCUACUACCGCUGGUUAUUCGUUAUCGCAGUAGCGGUCCUGUACAACUGGUUCCUUGUUGUGGCGAGGGCAUGCUUUGAUCAGUUACAGGUAGAAAACUACAUCUGUUGGCUGGUGUUAGACUAUCUCUCAGACCUCGUGUACAUAAUGGAUACUUAUGUCAGACUUCGUACAGGGUUUUUGGAACAAGGCCUGCUUGUUAAGGACCAUGCCAAACUCAGAGACAGCUAUGUCCCCACACUUCAGUUCAAACUCGACGUGGUUUCCAUCCUGCCCACUGACCUCGUUUACAUAGCCACAGGGAUCAACACACCACAGCUUAGAUUCAAUCGUCUGCUCCGCUUUCCACGCAUGUUUGAAUUCUUUGACCGCACUGAGACACGUACAAACUACCCCAACAUCUUUCGAAUUUGCAACUUGGUGCUUUACAUCCUGGUCAUCAUUCACUGGAAUGCCUGUAUCUACUAUGCUAUUUCCAAAUCUUUGGGACUUGGUUCAGAUUCUUGGGUAUACAAAAACAUUUCCACUCCUGAUACUUCCCCCCUGACUCGGAGUUAUGUGUAUUGCCUGUACUGGUCGACCCUUACUCUUACCACCAUUGGAGAGAUGCCUGCACCAGUACGAGAUGAAGAGUACCUAUUUGUUGUCUUUGACUUUCUUGUUGGGGUCUUGAUCUUUGCAACAAUUGUGGGAAAUGUAGGCUCCAUGAUUGCCAAUAUGAAUGCUACCCGUGCAGAGUUUCAAGCUCGGAUUGAUGCCAUCAAACACUACAUGCACUUCCGAAAAGUCAGCAAGGAACUUGAGACACGUGUCAUUAAAUGGUUUGAUUACCUCUGGACCAACAAGAAAGCAGUUGAUGAGCAGGAGGUGCUAAAGAACUUGCCAAAUAAGCUGCGGGCAGAAAUUGCUAUCAAUGUUCACCUAGAGACCCUGAAAAAAGUACGUAUUUUUAAAGACUGUGAGGCAGGACUGUUGGUGGAGCUCGUCCUCAAGCUGAGGCCUCAAGUCUUUAGUCCAGGGGACUACAUUUGCCGGAAAGGUGAUAUAGGAAAAGAGAUGUACAUCAUAAAAGAAGGGAAACUGGCUGUGGUGGCUGAUGAUGGUGUGACACAAUACGCUCUCCUGACUGCUGGCAGCUGCUUUGGGGAAAUCAGCAUUUUAAACAUUAAGGGGAGUAAAAUGGGGAAUCGUCGGACAGCUAACAUCCGCAGCAUUGGCUACUCUGAUCUAUUCUGCCUCUCUAAGGAUAACUUGAUGGAGGCAGUAACUGAGUACCCAGAUGCUAAGACAGUGCUGGAGGAGAGAGGCCGGGAGAUCCUGAUCAAGGAGGGUCUGCUGGACGAGAACGCAGAGAGCGGGGGCCUGGAGAAAGAGGAUGUAGAGGAGAAAGUGGACAGACUGGAGUCAUCUCUGGACACCCUGCAGACCCGCUUUGCUCGUCUGCUUAAUGACUACGCAGAGACUCAACAACAGCUGAAGCAGCGUAUCACUCUGCUGGAGAGGCAGCUGAAUCAAACAUGUUGUGGCGCUUUGGUGGACAGUGACAUAGGUGCAAAAUCUGAGCAGGAUCAUGAACCUGGUCCUGUUGCCUGAAGUCUCCACAUGG
This is a messenger RNA of Thalassophryne amazonica, 2192 nucleotides long. It is a transcript of the gene cnga2b, whose product is annotated as cyclic nucleotide gated channel subunit alpha 2b. Lineage: Eukaryota; Metazoa; Chordata; Actinopteri; Batrachoidiformes; Batrachoididae. Gene Ontology annotation, biological process: monoatomic cation transmembrane transport. The record is from RefSeq and is a predicted model, not a curated record. Gene Ontology annotation, cellular component: intracellular cyclic nucleotide activated cation channel complex; plasma membrane. Gene Ontology annotation, molecular function: protein-containing complex binding; intracellularly cGMP-activated cation channel activity; cGMP binding. The coding region runs from base 158 to 2179 and encodes 673 amino acids. The transcript is spliced from 6 exons.